Hymenoscyphus albidus is the source of this 2228-nucleotide messenger RNA. Lineage: Eukaryota; Fungi; Ascomycota; Leotiomycetes; Helotiales; Helotiaceae. The record is from the annotation of a GenBank genome assembly.
CCCACACUACACACUACCUCACCCUACCCCACUUCACCUCACCUUACCUCACCUCACCUCACCUCACCUCACCCCACUAAUUUUUGAUCAGAUACAUUGGGAGACUGCAUAUCUGUGAUUCUUCGGCUUGCAAGCCCUACCAGUGAAAAAGUGCAAUAGAAAUCCUUGUAUGCGACAACAGCCACCCCGCCAGAUAAGAUAAUGAAAUCACAUAGCGAGAUGGGCAAAAUGAGGUUUCGUCUCAUUUAUUCUUGGGCCACUCACUUCUGUCUCCCAUGCAUUCAGAUGCCAUUCCCCCCCUCCCCCCAAUGAAUUUUCUUCUUUCCAGAGGAAACAAAGUCAGCCAGGGUAGUUGGAAAGGAACGAAUUGCGACUAUCAUUCUACAUUUACACGGUGGAGAGGGCCUGCAGAACGACAUGGUUGACAAGUCGUCUGCAAGAAAUGGUAGAUAAAUACACUGUAUGUAGCCACUUUUAUAACUUCUCCCGAAGGUUCCUUGGUAUGUCUUCAGUCACCGCGUUACUUUAAUAACCUAUACUAAAAUGUCACGCCUACCCCAAAGAUCCAGGGCAAUUCGCCAUCUCUAUGAAGAUGCCCAGAGUAGAAUCAUCGAAAACUCCUCAACCAGGUACUGGAGUUUCCGGAUCAGCCACCUUAUCGACCACUCAACUUGGAACUAUGCGCCAGAGCAACCACCUACCUAUGGGACUGAUCCGAGAAGGAUGGAUGGAAGUCUUGAGCAUUUCCAAGAUCGAGAGUGGAUCCGCCACGGGGUGCAUGAGGCAAAGAAGACAGAUGCAAGCCCGGGUGAGAUCCAAAUUUGCGAGACUCAAUGUUUUAUUGGGUGUCGAGACUCGUGCGAGUGGUUUAGGCGUGCUAGAAUAUUUGGCUUCACGACGAUCGGAACCACGAUUAAAUUCUGGUUGUUCAAAGCCGAUGAUCCCUAUCUUACCCCCUGGGGGCCUGGAAUCACGGACUACAUCGAUGACAGUGCCAGAAACUUCGACGACAUCACAAGGGCCUUCCAACAAAUGAUCAACAACAAUGUCCAAACGACUGGAUCUCAGUCUCCGAGGCCCUCAAAUGUUGUGCUUCCAGUGGAAUGGCAGGGUUAUGAAACUUCUUCUCAGCGAGAGCAGUCAGGCGCAUCGACUGGUUACGGUACGAAUAGGCCCUACACUUACGAUAUGGCUUCACCUACCGCUACUCGCGAUGUGGCCACUUCAGGCCAAUCUUCUGGCUCAGCCCUCACGACGACUGGUCAAGAUUCAACUGAGCCCUACACUUACAGUAUGACUUCUGGUUCAUCUACCACUACUCGUGGUGUGGCCUCUUCUGGCCAAUCUUCCGGCUUAGCGCUCCCGACGACUGGUCAAGAUGCUACUAAGCCCUACACUUACAGUAUGACUCCUGGUUCAUCUGCCACUGCUCGCGGUAUAGUCACUGACCAAUCUGCCACUAUUGCUGGCUCAUUUGUGCGUAUCCUUCCUCGACCUAGUUCUUGAAACAGAUUCUCACAUUAUGAACUAGUAUUCCUCAACCAUUGCUAGCGAUGCGGUCGCUGCUGGCUCGCGUACUACGCCGGUACCAGAGGCUAGUAGUUCCUCAGCUGGACCAGCUCAUUUGUCCCGUGAAGAUGACAUGACGAUGGAAGAUAUCCGUGGUGAACCAGAUUCUGAGUCACCACCAGCAACUGGACCUGAGUAUGUUGAGCCUUAUAAAUAUGUGGUGAAAGAGAAGAAGAAGGACCGUCUUAGAGAGUAUACAUAUUAUCGCUUCAAUACUCCCCGAGGACCUGUCCAAACCGAGGCGAGUGAUUGGAAAAGAGGAACCAUUGAUGGGCAGCCUGGCUCGAUUUAUACAGGGAAGAAAAGUGGAAAGCAAUACUACACCUGGGAAUUGCCUAGAACAUAGGCAGCGGUACGUAUUGAAUCGUGGUGCAAGAGCCAUUUCUUCUGAUUCGUACGGCGAUACGUACUCUCUUUAUAAUCUUGGGAUUUCUUUUCUAUGCCCUCAACUCACGGCCGUCUCACGGAUGUCAGUAUUUUCAUAUUCACCUUGAUUGCGAAGUAUGCUUGAGAACAUGUUGCGUCAAUUUCAAGAAACUGUCUUCUAAUGAUUUUCUACUCUAACGAUCUCAUCGUACUCAGAGUUGAAAAGCCACAAAACAUGUUGUACCUUUUCACUAGCAAAGUCAAUAGUAUCAUAGUUCCCUGUUCCAGCCUUA